GUCAUUAGGAAGGUUGAGCAUGUAGUGAAUAGAUUGAUCUUUGAUGUCAGAGUUUCAUAAUUGUAAUUUUUUCAUGUAGAAUAAACCAGACAUUGGAGUAUUACCAGCAAAUGUUCAAAUCAUUAAAUGGGGUUGUUCUGCCUGGUGGAGGUCAAGACCUAAAGACAUCAGGAUAUGCUAAGGCGUCACAAUUCUUCUUCGAAAAGUCUGUAGAGGCGUAUGCCAAGGGAGACAUCUUUCCCAUUCUCGGCAUUUGCUUGGGGUUCGAACAGCUGACUGAGAUGGUGUAUGGAAAGAAUUGGCUGACGCAGUGUGAUGCUGAGAAUGUACUUCUACCUCUCAAAUUCCUUCCAGCAUACAAUACCAGCAGGCUGUUCAAAGGUUUCACCCCGGACUUGUUGGUUGCUCUGGAAACUAAGCCAAUCACUGCCAAUUUCCACCACAAAUGCAUGACACCGAAGAAUUUUUCAUUGUCUGGAUUGGAUAAAUUCUAUGAUGCUUUGUCCACGAGCAUUGAUAAAGAUGGCUUGGAGUUUAUAUCUACUAUGGAAGCCAAGAAGUUUCCCUUCUAUGGCUUACAGUGGCACCCGGAGAAGGCCGUGUAUGAGUGGACGGAGCGAGAGCAUCUUCCACACAGCUAUGAAGCCAUCAGGAUCUCGCAAACAAUCAUCAACUUCUUCGUCAACGAAGCCAGGAGAAGCCGGCACGCGUUUGUGAACAGUACGGUGGAGAUGACGUCGCUCAUCUAUAAUUACCCGCUGUACUACGCUGCCAUGAAGACUAGCAAGUUCACACAGAUCUACUCCGACAACGAAACAGUCGCAACGAAAGGGAGCCGACCUUGAAAGCGGGGGACGAUGUGGUUGUUUUCUACAGUUUUCCGGUGAUAUUUCAGGCAGUUAGCACGAUUUGGAUGAUUAAGCAUGAUCGAUUCGUCUCGUAAAAUGGUUGUUGCCUUGGAAUUGUAUUUCCAUGAGUAAGUGUGAAUAUGAGAUUGGCUACUUGAUGUGAUCGUUAUAGUUAUUUCAGUGUAUAUUUUGAUAAGAAUGUUAAAAUGAGAUCUAUGUAUAGAUUUGAUGAUAUAUUGCAAUAUUUUGAUUAUUUAUAGCGUAUAUGUAUAUAAUUAAAUAUUUUUAUUGCGGGUAAUUCAUGCAUCGACACAUACUAUAUAAUUGAAAUAAUUGUUGAAUACAUAAUGUGAGUAUUUAAACAUGGCUUGCAGUUUUUUGUAUUGAUCAACUCAUUACUUGUCAUGAAUAUCUUUUAGCAUUACCUAAUAAGCAACAUGUUUGUUGUAAUUAUGAUGUCUAUGGGAUUAAUCUCCCAGUUUUUGAAACUGACAGAUAAAAAAGCAGAAUCUGCGUACUUCUGAGUCUAAACCGA
This is a messenger RNA of Priapulus caudatus, 1383 nucleotides long. RefSeq names its product gamma-glutamyl hydrolase-like. Gene Ontology annotation, molecular function: gamma-glutamyl-peptidase activity. Gene Ontology annotation, biological process: tetrahydrofolylpolyglutamate metabolic process. The record is from RefSeq and is a predicted model, not a curated record. Lineage: Eukaryota; Metazoa; Priapulida; Priapulimorpha; Priapulimorphida; Priapulidae. The transcript has 7 exons. Gene Ontology annotation, cellular component: vacuole. The coding region runs from base 111 to 845 and encodes 244 amino acids.